AUAGCAAUGAUUGGGGAAAAUAAUUUUAAUUUCCUGGUGUAUCUGCCUGAGACGUGGGAAUAUGUUGCUAACGCCCCAUUGAGUAUUGAAACACUAUGAGUCUGGGUUGCUUCCUCUCACGGUUUGAGCAGGACCCCCAUCUCUGUGGCUGUAUGAAUCUGGCUGUGCCUUAGGGAGUGAGAAGAGUGUGGGUCUCGGCAUCACACAGACAUUUGUGUAUCCUAGCCAAGUAACUCUGUGUGAACGAAUCUCCUCUUUGAGACACAAUUGCCUCAUCUGAAAAGUAAGAGGAAAGCUAUCUUUCGGUUUUAUUGUGUGGGAUUCUGUGUGUUCCUAGCAUACUGCUUAGCUUGUGGUGAGGCUCCUUUGGCGUAUGUGUAGCAUAGGUGUGUGUUGUGUGUAGUAUACAAUAUGUAUACAUUGACCUGCAUCCUGUAAACGACAAGCAAUAUCUGUCCACAGUAGUUGCUGCUCCUCUGGAGAGCAAUGACUGGAUCUUUCUCUAAGAGGUCUGCUUGCAGUGGCAGCUCCAGAAUUUCUGUCUAGGAGCAGCUCAGAGAAGACAGUCUUCUUGGCAGGAAAAGGAGUUGAGAAACUCUUCUUGGGGCUGCAUUUGCCUGGCAAAGCCAGCGCUUUCCUGAGAUGCUGUGCGUGCGAGGGCUAUUUGGGAGCGCUGGUAGAGUUCUCCCAGUCACCCUUUGAGGCCUCUCUUGCCUCCCCUCCACAUUAGAUGGAACUGAAAUGGUGAAAAGAAGAUUUUUGAUUGGUUUUUUCUUUGCAGUAUUCUUUGAGGAGGCCAUCGGUCCUUGCUAUCUCUGUCCUUUAUCAUGCACAGAGUCAGAUAACAGUGAGGACGUUUUCUCUCUUCCAGGCAACAAGGCUGGUCAUUAGAGGGAAAUGUCAUAGUCUCUUUAAUCCAAUUUAGGCCCUGACCUUUUGGUUAGAGAAGGGAGGAAAAAUUUUGAUGAUCCCUCGCUUCCUGGUGUUGAGGGGCCAUGUGGUGGGCAGAACCUUUUGAAUUUCCUUCAGAGUUCCAUUGGGGGUUCUCAUCUCGCUAAAUAGAUUCCAUCAUUAUUAUUUCAUGACGAUGAACUUCUUUAUUUGGCCCAAGUGUUGGAGAGUAAAGAUCUCUUACAUAGAUCUGUUUCCCCGGCAUACUGUAAGUACUUAAAAUAUUUGUUGAAUCAAAUUAAGCAAUAUUGAUAUAUUGUUUUAUACAAGAGUUUACUGGGUAGAAUUUAGAUUGGCAACUAUGGCCUGAUUCCAAUGACCCAUGAAGGAAUAGAAUGUGUUAGAUCUGUUCAGCUGGAAUUUCCCCAGCACUCAGAACCCGUUAGUAGCAGCUGUGCCUUUUGCCUUUAAGAUACAGAGUCAGUUUUGGUGUCAAUGUGGUCUUCACUUUGAUGGCAUUUCUUAUUCUUUCCACUCUUAUUCUUUUUUCUUUUACAUCUUCGAUCCUUUGGGAGAGAGGAGCUAGUGGUUUACUUAAUUAGCUCCUCUUAUCUGUCUGAAGAUAAAAAUUUCUCCCUGGUCUUCUCAUCAAGUAUUAGUCUUGUCGACGAUAAAGUUCUUGUUGAUUAGUCUUGUGUAUGAUAAAGUUCUUGUUGGAUUUCAUGAAAUCCCCAUCUUAGGCAAGCAUACUCAGUGGGUGGUGGAAGAUACAGUGCUGCAAUCAGAAAUUCAGAGAAAGGUGAGGAGACAGUGAAAGCAUCUGGUGCCUACCGUUAGGCAAAGCCCAGGUCUCUGUCAAGGUUGAUCUGUUUGAUCUUCCUGGCCAUCCUUGCCAUCUUCUCUCUGACUCUUGCAUUCUGCAGCAGCCCAGUUUUACAUACAUUUAUUGAGUGCUUUCUCUGUGCCAGGUGCUGUGCUAAGAUUUUAGGGGGCUGUGAAGAAUUACGAAACGUAGUCCCUGUUAUUGAAGACCCAGACUCUCUGGGGUUGAGGUGGGAGCAGGGGCAGACCCAUUCACAAAUAAUUCUAAUACAAGUCAGACUGCUCUGAAUCCUGGGAUGGAUGUGCAAAGUGAGAUGAGAGACAAGGCCCCUCAUGAAAGAAGGCAGGAUGGGGAGGUGGAGAAGAGCAGAGUCUUUGGAUCCAGCCAAACCUUGGUCCAAUCUCAUUCUGCCAUGACUGUUACUGAUCUUCACCAAAGCCUCAGCUUCCGCAGUGGACUGCGACCUGACACUGGGCUUCGUGCGAGGGUCUAAUGCCGGACUUGAUGGAAACUGCUCAGCAGAGGGCCUUGCCUAAAGUACACGUUUAGUAGAUGGCCUUUUACAAUGAUGAUAGUGUCAGAGAACCUCAGGACUGGAUGGGACUGAGGGGAUCAUCUAAUUCAUUCCCCUGUUUUAUGCUCUUUGACGCCCUGAGUCUGUGCUUCUCCUGUGGCCACAUAGCUCAGGAAGCUGGGGCUGCGCCUCUCAUCAAAAUCCAGAGGAGUGGGCACGAAAAUACUUCCAUACUAAUUUGAGGGUAUCAGGAGUGAUAAUAAAAUAUUUAAGAACUGGCAUGAUAAUACAAUUUUAUAUAUAUGUAUUAUAAAUAUAUAUAAUGUAAAGUAUAGCCCCCCUUUAUUCUCGAAACAAAUAUGCACAUGCACAUAUAACUGUUUACCAGGUGAUACUAUUUAUAGCACAGAUUAUUUAUCAUUCUAAUUUCCAUUUUUUUGGUUAAUUUGGACUUCUCUGGAGUGUCCUUGUCAUUAGCUAAAUGAUUCCUAUUUCUGAGAUGUAGGCAAUGGCAUCGGAUCUUUCCAGCAACUUCCCCAUUAAAGUGACUGUCAUAAGGGCCCUGGCACCUUAUCCCAGCUGGAGAAGGGCCGAGCUUGCUGUUGACUUGUCAGGGCUGUGAUGCACUUGGAUGCCAGGGCUUCCUACGUGGUUCGAAUCCUCAAAGCCUGCAUCACUUGGCAGGUCUGGCACCACCUGCUCUGCGGCCUGUGCCUGCCAGUGCUGACCUCCUCUGGAGCCAUUGGUGGAUGCUGUCCACACCCAGGCCUCUGCCCCUGUGGUCUGUUGAGCAGCUGCCAGACCUGUCCAUAUCCAGGGCCACUGCUGUGCAAUGGCAUCCAGUGACUUGUAGUUUUAAUAGCUCAUACUAAGUGCCAAAUAGUAGUAAAGUAUUUCAGUAUUUCAAAAACCAGUACCACUGAAUCUGUGUGAACCUGAAUAUUAGUUGUGCAAAUAGCACAUACCAUACAAGGCAUCAGAUGGGAAGGGGAACCCCAGAGCUAUAAACAGGUUCACCUCUGUUAAACAUUUAUGAUUCCGAACUAUCAGAAGUGAUGGGUUCAUAUGUGCCGCACAGGAAGCUCCAGGAAGUGAGCCUGUUCUUGUUGCACACAUCUCCAGUCUGUCUUUGUCAGCCCCGAAACUGAACACACCGCCCAUUUUUGCUGAGGCUGCCUGGUUUUGCUGCAGACAGCAUUUUUUGUGGCUUUCUUCUUUCCAUUCCCCAGAGCCACCUGGUAGCUAUCAUUUAUUAGUAUGCAAAGGGUUUACAGAACUGUGUCUUAUAUAAUCCUCACCACAAUCCUAUGUGAUAUUCUAUUAAUACAUCCCUUUUACAGAGAAAGAAAUCGAGACUUUGAUCAGUUACUUUGCUUCUCUAGGCUGUAUCUCCAGCUAGUAGCAGGGGAUGAAUCCAGACUGAUUCUGGCUGACUUCAAAGCCCAGAUUUUUGACUGUGGUGGUUUUGUACCAUUUCUAACCUCUCGAUUGGCUUAGAGAGGGUCUACUCUUUUGUUUCGUUUUAUUUUUGCCUGUGAAAUUGUUAUUUCUAAUUGGAUUCUUGGGCAUUUUGUGGUAGGUAAUCCAAUGACUCAUUUAUAUGGGAGCUGAAUUUCUAAGAAUUACAAUAAAAAUUCCUAAGUUUUAGAGAAAAACCUCAUGACUUAAAAAUCACAUUGACAUAUAUGGUCUCAUUUGAUCCUUUUGACACCAUGAAACCUAUAGGGAAGUUUUUGUUCUCCAUUAGUUCCGAUUUAUAGAGGGAGAGGAGCCCUCAGAGGAGGAAAACAUCAUUCUUCAGCUCACACAGUUUUUAAGUGGAAAAAUAAAGUCUCCAAUCUGAGACCUUUCCUUGAAGUCCAUCCUCCUCUCUGUCAGCUUCCCUGAGGUGGGAUGAAGGGGGAAGGAGGGUUAGGCAGUCUUUGAUUCUGGAAGCUGAGAUAGUGGGCUUUUCCAUGACCCAUCCAGUUGUUAUCCCCGUGUGAACCAUUUCUCUAAUUGGGGGGAAGCCAAGAGCUGGAAAAUCUGUUACAAACAAGGAUGACAAGGCCUCUGUGGCUAAGACACUGGUUACUUUCUCCUUGCCAAGUGUCGUAGAGAAGGAAUAUCGUGUUCCUAGAACAGGGGCUAGUGGUAUAUCUCAUCAGGGUCCCUUUAACUUGGAGGAUUUCUAUCCUGCAGUUGUCAACUUUGUAGAAGCCAACUUUGUAGCAUAGUGACACUUAAGUAACCACAGAGGAAUAUGCCCCACUGAUGAAAAGGAACAUGGACGUGAACAGAUCAUAAAGCCAGAAUUGGGAUUAUCAAACAGGCUGGUCCUGAAGUUAUGGAAUCAGAAGUUGCAGUUACUAGACCUGAAGGACAAAGACUUUCCAGAAAUUGGAGAGGUGAUGCUGUGUGCACCAGAGGACCCGCUGAGGAAGGCUGAUGUCCCAAGAAUCUUGAUUGUUGCCAAGAGUCCUUUGCCAUCUCUUUCCCCUCCUUAAUGUACUGGAUUAUCUUGAGUAUUUACACCAGAGCUGAGACAGUUACUACCACAAUGAAGCAGAGUCUCAGGUCUUAGAAAGAGUCAAGUACUGAAGGAUGUUCCUGGUAGGCUCCUAGCCUGCUUGGAGUGGAAGAUCCACACAGGGCUACUUGUGGACUCAGGGCAGCAUCUGCCUGUGUUUCACAGGCCAGGCUGGAACCUUGGUGUGAUCAUGAACUGGGAGGAAUUAUGUGCAGAGGAAGCAUUGAGGAAGGACAUAUUGAACUUCAAUAGCACAGCACUUGCCUGUUGUCUCGUCAUUCUCCCACCUAGAUAUAAUUGCUGUAGCUGUUUUGAAAAUGUGGCAGCUAAAAGCCUGGUCUCAGGAGCAGCCUGCCUGCGUUCAAAUCCUGGCUUACAAACCGUGGGACCUCGGGUGAGUCACUGAUGUGUCUGUGCUUGGGUUUCCUCGUCUGUAAAAUGGAAAUGAAGAAGCAUCUGCCUCAUAGGGUGGUUGUGAAGAGUAAAUGCUACAUGUAAAGAAUUUAGAUCAGAACAUGGUCCGUAGUAGGUAUUCAGUAAAUUUAAGCCAUUAUUAUUAUUUUAUGUUUAUUAAAUCCUCUGAAUGCUUUCUCUAAACUCAAACACUUUUCUUUUACAAAAAGGAGAUUGUUCUGUGUAUAUUUUGUGUCCUACUUAUUUUUCAUGUAGGCCUUUGCCGUGAGCAUCUGUCCUCUUCUACAAGGGGGCUUUCCUAGCUAGUUAGAUGGCGUUGUUGGAGAUACUCAACCAGUUCUCUUACUAUGGAACAGUACAUCAGAGUCUCUUGCCAUUAUAAACACCUCAGUGAACAUCUUUUUUGCUAAAUAUUUGCAUACCAUCCUUUUCUUUUGAUGAUUGUGCUUUAUGGGGUAGCAUCCCUUCUGAGGGUCACCAAGUGGAAUUAUGUGCAACGUUGGGUGUCGUGGGCACACACAUUGUACAAGGAGUGGGAGCAUAACCACUGUGCAUUAUGGACUCUCCAGGGCAAGGCGUCCGUCCACAUUUUCCUUCGUCUUUCAUGGUACUUCUCACAGUGUUUUGCUUGUGGCUGCCAAAUCAAUAAGAUGCUUAUGGAAAGUAGCCGUACCUGCUUUUCCUAUAUUUCUAGUUACAUUAAGGCAAUUAAGACCAGCCUUAACAUUACUGCUGGUCUGCUUUUCUUCUUUUAAACUGUGCUGGUCUUCUUAAAUAUAUUCCAUUUCAAGUCACUAUUGAUCACCUCAGAUGUUUUUUUGGAGUAAAGCUUGAUAUAAAUAAACGAGCAAACAGCUAACUGACAGUCCAGUGGGGAACAGAUUGUCUCCCAGGAGAUACAAAUUUUGUGUCACUGCGUGAGAACUGGUCAGGUUACACACGUGGUGAGUUCCUCUGACUUGGGCGAGAUAGGAUGUGGCUUAUAGUCUCCUAAGUAUUGUGAAUCUCAAGAAAAACUUGUUUAUUGCAUCCUUAGAAAUGACACAAUGGGGGCAGACUGCAGUUCUCUGGUGCUUGUUUUUGGUGGGUUGAGAUCUUAAAAUGACAAGACAUCACAGAACAAGAAUCUACCGGAGCCUUGAAGGCGCAGACCUGGGUCUUUCUCUCUGGAUAGCACUCUCAUGCUCUCCGGACUCUGACCUCCUCACUCCCACCCUCUAAGACCUUCAAAUCCCCUAGGAUCCUUUAGGAAGCGCAGGCUGUGUUCUUCCCGCUGGGUGCCAUUUUAGCGGAGGCAUUUAGAAAAGUGUCAGAGGUGGCAAGCUCUGAUUCCUAACAAUACCAGUCUUUUCAACCAUCUGUUGCAGAGAUUAGAAAACUGUUUCUGCCAAGGGCCAGAUAGUAAAUACUUUUGACUUUGUGUGCCCUCAGGUGUCUGCUUCUCACUCACCCUAUGGUCAUAACUGCUCACCCCUGCUGUCGCAGCGUGAAAGCCGCCAUAGGCAGUGCGUAAAGGCACGAGUGGGGCAACUUUACUUAUGGACACUGAAAUCUGACCUUCGUAUAGUUUUCACCUUAUUAGACACUUUUCUUCUUUUGACUUUUUUCAAUCAUUUAAAAAUGUAAAGGCCAUUCUUAUUUCACAGACUAUAGAAAAAUAGACAAUGGGCUGGAUUUGUCAACCCCUGAUCUGCACUCAUCAUUUUUCUUCUGCAUAUCACUUUCUGGCUGCACCAUUUCCAGCUUUGUUGUGUCAUUGUUUGAGACCUCUCAGCUCUUACUCUCAGCUAGCUGAGGCUCAGAGGUUCUUUGGAGAAUCUGUGCUUCUGGCCCUCAUGUAGCUCAUUAGAGAGCCAGAAUACCCGCCUAAAAGGACCAUUUAGGACAAAAGCAGAUAACGUCUCUCUUGUCUUUUUUGUGUCCCGGCUGGUCUGACGUGUAAUUUGGGUCUCUGAAGGUUACAGAUGGAUGCUGACAAGUGGUGCUGGUUUCUGCAGGUUCCAAGGUUCUAAUGAACAGAGUGUGCAGCCUGAGUGAUGAUGAGAGUCUGAUUUUUAGGUAAUUGAGGAUAUUUAUAUCUUUUGAUAGGUUGGUGCCUCAGAGUUCUGUUCCAGCAUGAAAUUGAGAGUUAGAGAGAGAUCAGGAUAAUCAAUUUCGUGUCCUCUCCUCAGAACAAUAAUCUAUCAGAGGGGUGUUCAGGCUGGAGUAGUAACUUGGGAUGGAAACGGGAAUUAUAAACAUUUUAUGCUGCUCUAUCUUCACUAUAUUUACAGUGAAAACGCAGUACAGAUUUUUAUGUGGAGCAUGUUUGGAAGGAAAUAAUAUGCCCCAUGUCAUAGGGAAACAGAACACAAGAAAAUAUUCUCAGAUUUGUAGCUCUAGCCCUCGUCUGUGGAGCUGCCCAUCAGACCGGUCCCUGGCAUUUUAUUUAGGGCUGUGAAGCAGUGGGGUGACAGAGACUCAGGCUGCCUGUGUAAUGAGAUUGGUUUGGUUGCUCUGACAGAUGCAAUGAUUUAUGAGAGUGCUUACUGCGAGGCAUCUGCUGUGGCGAGCAGCCUGAUGAAAGGCUUACAAGUGGGAGGUGGAGGAGAGCAAGGACGGGGAGAAGGGUGGCUGUGUACAGGCAGGUGAGGACCAUCCUGAUCGCAGCGGUUAGCCUGGUGAGCUGUAUGGCGCUGUGGAGUAGUGUGAAAUGGCAGAAGUAGCGUGGGCUUUGGAAUUGCUCAGCUCUGACUUUGAUCCCUGGCUCUGCUGCUCAUUCGCCGAAAUCUUAGGUGCCUCGUCUGCAGACAUGGAGCCCAGCUAUGGAGGAGGUCUCUUUGACAUGGUGAAGGGCGGAGCGGGAAGGCUCUUCAGUAACCUAAAGGACAACCUGAAGGACACCCUCAAAGACACAUCUUCCAGAGUUAUACAAUCUGUCACCAGCUACACGAAGGGAGACUUAGACUUCACUUACGUUACCUCCAGAAUUAUCGUGAUGUCCUUUCCUCUGGACAGUGUUGACAUAGGAUUCAGGAAUCAGGUUGACGACAUUCGAAGCUUUUUGGAUUCCAGACAUCCUGACCACUACACGGUGUACAAUCUCUCGCCCAAGUCUUACCGAACUGCCAAGUUUCACAGCAGGGUCUCAGAAUGCAGUUGGCCCAUUAGGCAGGCCCCCAGUCUGCACAACCUCUUCGCCGUGUGUCGGAAUAUGUAUAACUGGCUACUACAGAAUCCCAAAAACGUCUGUGUUGUCCACUGCUUGGAUGGACGGGCAGCAUCGUCAAUUCUGGUUGGUGCUAUGUUCAUUUUCUGUAAUCUCUACUCUACUCCUGGCCCAGCUGUUCGGUUGCUGUAUGCAAAGCGCCCAGGAAUUGGACUUUCGCCAUCCCACAGGAGAUACCUGGGCUAUAUGUGUGACCUACUAGCGGACAAACCCUACCGCCCUCACUUCAAGCCUCUCACCAUUAAGUCGAUCACUGUCAGUCCAGUUCCUUUUUUUAACAAACAGAGAAAUGGAUGUCGCCCUUACUGUGAUGUGCUGAUUGGAGAAACCAAAAUAUAUACAACCUGUGCAGAUUUUGAACGAAUGAAAGAAUACCGUGUCCAAGAUGGAAAAAUCUUCAUUCCCUUGAGCAUCACUGUGCAAGGAGAUGUGGUCGUUUCCAUGUAUCACUUGAGAUCAACCAUCGGGAGCCGGCUACAGGCUAAGGUGACCAACACUCAGAUAUUCCAGCUUCAGUUUCACACUGGAUUCAUACCACUGGACACAACAGUUUUAAAGUUCACCAAGCCUGAGUUGGAUGCAUGUGAUGUACCGGAAAAAUAUCCUCAGCUCUUCCAGGUGACUCUGGAUGUGGAACUGCAGCCCCACGACAAGGUGGUAGACUUAACUCCACCGUGGGAACAUUACUGCACAAAAGACGUCAAUCCCAGCAUCCUCUUCUCUUCUCACAAGGAGCAGCAAGACACUCUGGUCUUAGGAGGACAGGCUCCAAUCGAUAUCCCGCCAGACAACCCCAGGCAUUUUGGGCAAGGUGGCUUCUUUUCCUCUCUCUGCUGGCAAGAUCAGAAAUCGGAGAAAUCAUUCUGCGAGGAGGACCACGCUGCCCUGGUGAAUCAGGAGAGCGAGCAGUCAGACGAUGAACUUCUGACCCUUUCCAGUCCACACGGCAAUGCCAAUGGCGACAAACAUCAUGGAGCCAAGAAACCCAGCAAAAAGCAGCAGGAGCCGGCUGCCCCUCCACCCGCUGAGGACGUGGACCUUCUGGGCCUAGAAGGGGCUGCAGUGAGUAAGAACUUCUCGCCACCGGCGGCUCCUCCCUCCAAUUCUGAACUGCUGAGCGACCUGUUUGGGGGUGGAGGUGCGGCCGGCCCUGCCCAGGCUGGACAGUCAGGGGUGGAAGACGUGUUUCACCCAAGUGGACCUGCAUCCACUCAGUCAACGCCACGCCGGUCUGCCGCCUCCGCCUCCGCGUCUCCAACGCUAAGAGUAGGAGAAGGUGCCACCUUUGACCCUUUUGGAGCGCCUUCCAAAUCAUCAGGUCAAGAUUUGCUGGGUUCUUUUCUGAACACAUCCGCUGCUUCCAGUGACCCCUUUCUUCAGCCUACGAGAAGCCCCUCACCUACAGUGCAUGCUUCCAGUACACCUGCUGUGAACAUUCAGCCAGAUGUUUCGGGAGGUUGGGACUGGCAUACUAAACCAGGAGGUUUUGGGAUGGGAAGCAAGUCAGCUGCCACCAGCCCAACGGGGUCCUCGCAUGGCACUCCCACCCAUCAGAGCAAACCCCAGACUCUGGAUCCUUUUGCUGACCUUGGGACAUUAGGUAGUUCUUCAUUUGCCAGCAAACCCACCACACCAACUGGACUGGGCGGGGGGUUUCCACCUCUCAGCUCACCACAGAAAGCGUCUCCCCAGCCCUUGGGGGGCGGCUGGCAGCAGGGGGGCGGCUACAGCUGGCAGCAGACACCACCGUCAAGGCCGCAGCCCAGCAUGGUGCACUCCUCUCCCCAGAACCGCCCCAACUACAACGUGAGCUUCUCAGCCGUGCCUGGGGGCCAGAACGAGCGUGGGAAGGGAGCAGCUCACUUGGAAGGGAAACAAAAAGCAGCUGAUUUUGAAGACCUUCUUUCUGGUCAAGGUUUCAAUGCACACAAAGACAAAAAGGGGCCUCGAACAAUCGCUGAGAUGAGAAAGGAAGAAAUGGCUAAGGAAAUGGAUCCUGAGAAGUUAAAGAUUCUGGAAUGGAUUGAAGGCAAAGAGAGAAAUAUCAGAGCACUUCUCUCCACGAUGCACACUGUGCUGUGGGCUGGGGAGACCAAGUGGAAGCCAGUCGGCAUGGCGGACCUCGUCACGCCGGAGCAGGUGAAGAAAGUGUACAGGAAGGCGGUGCUGGUGGUGCACCCAGACAAAGCUACUGGGCAACCCUAUGAACAAUAUGCAAAGAUGAUUUUCAUGGAGCUCAAUGAUGCCUGGUCUGAAUUUGAAAAUCAGGGCCAGAAGCCCUUGUAUUAAUUCCUGAGAUUUUCCAUUUCUGCUGCAGACCUGUGCUGACACUUAGUGUGUGUCACAAUUCUGAGGUUUUCACAGAUGAACCAAAAACUCCAGUAAUAUGUAUCCAGUACUAAACUGUUAAAUUACUCGUGAAUUAAUUCCUCGCUGAUAAGGAGAGUGGAUGUUUGUUUUCUCAAGUCAACACCAUAAAAGGUCCAGCGCAGGAGAGGAACGUUUAGUCAGAUGACCUUGCAGAGUUACAACAUUCCAGCCUGCCCUUUGCGAGCCUACUCAGCAUUUUGUGGGGAAAUGGAAAAUAGAGGCUACCGAAGGCUUGACCCCCAUCUCGUUGGCUGAGAAUAGGAUUAAUGAGCAAGGGUUAUGAUAAUAGGAUUACAUGUUGGAUUUUAACUAAUGUGUUUUAGAUUUUCUUGGAAAGAUGUAACUUGAGCAAUGGCUUUACGUAGACUACAGGAACACAACCAUCAAGAGUUUUUUCAAAUGGAAGUUGACCAUGGUCUUUAGCAUAAUGCUGUACACUCUUGAGGUCAAGAGGACCCACAGAUGUAAGAGAACUUGAAUUAUGCAAAGAAUUAUACUACAGUUCCAGUGGUUACCACCACCUCUUCCUGGAUAAGGUAAAAAUUAGCGAAAAUGCUGAUGAAAGAAAAUAGGGACUCUGCGGAUGUAGAAAUCUUUAAACAGAAAGUUGGGCUGCUCCCUUCCUUUCCCUUUAGAAAGCUGUGGUUGUGUAAAGAAAAAGUCUUAACACUGUAACAACAACUCUAAACCUGAUUUGAAAGAAACUUCUAAUUUUGCCACAAGGCUUAAAGCUCUUCUUUGUGCUUAGCCAAGAAAAUGUUCUGAGCUGGAAACAGGUGGUAAAGCAGAUUGGCAGGACCUGUGUCUAGUGGUGACUCAGCGUCCUCUAGGUUUGUGAGUGGCAGUGGGAAGAGCAUAGAAGGCCACGCUGAGAACUAAGCAGACGGGCAGGUGCAGUGGCAGAGCUGUGCUCGCCUUCAGACCCAGGAGUUGGCUUUGAGGAACCAGGUUCCCCUCCCCACUGGUGAAACUGGACCCCUUGGAUUAUUACAGUGGGGUUUCUUGUUUUAAAAGUAGUUGGGAGCCAUAGGAACAACAUUCACACAGGGACAUCUGUGAAAGCAAAGCAAGAAUGGAACCUUUGCAGACUUCAGACUGGUCGGGUUUCGGUUUGGUGUUUUGGCUAUUUCUCGUUUUGAGGGGUAAGCAGUUGUGAGCCUGUAACUUUGAUAGAUCUCUUUUGGCGUGCACAUGCACAGUGUGCAUAGUACAUAUAUGCAAAGCAGAUGGGCAAAAAGAUUUCCUUACUAAUUCCAAAAGGUUCAUGCUCAAUGUUGUGAAAAGCUUUCAAAAAUUGUUUUUGAAAAGACAAUCAUUUUUUGUUUCUGUUUUAAGUUUCUUGUGGCAAACUGUACUGGAAAAGCAGCAUGUCAAAAAUACUUUAUGUUCUAUAUAGAACGCUCUUUCUUUUUUUUUUUUUUGGUUAUAUAGGUUCAUUAUUUAUUUUACCUUUUACUGACAAUGUGAAACUCGCAGAAAAUGUUCUCCUUUUAAAUAUACAGCUGUAAACUGUUCAAGGUAACCAUAACAAACUAGGUGUUAUUUAUUAACAUAUUAUAAAAUAAUGUUUGAUCCACUAUGUGCUUGUCUUAUUUAAAAUUGGAAUGUGAGACAUGUUGCUGUGACUUGUUUUUUUCUCAUUCACACUUGUAGAUAGCGUGUGAGCUACAGUAUAUAAUGAUAAUACUUAAAAGGAUAUUAUGUGAAUGUCACGUACAUUUUGAAAUGAUAGAACUAUAUUAGCUUUGUAUCAUGUUUGGAUAAUUCAUCAAUGCUCACAGUUUAAAACAUCAUUAAACAUUAUGUAAUUAGCAAUGAGAAAGAAUCUUACCUAACUUAAAUUUGGGAUUUCCCCCAUCUCUUUUCCGGAUACAUUAUAAUUCUGGACCCCUGUUUAUCUCAAAACUCUUAACAUACGCAGACCAACAGGUUUCUGCAUUCCUUUUAAAUAUCUGGUUGUGACAGCUUGUUGUUGAUCAGAUUCACUGUUUCAUUCAUAUUUAUUGUAAUAUAUUUUUUGUUUUGUAAAUAUGUUACACACAACAAAAUGUGAUUGGUCUAAAAUAUUUGUAAUGUAUAUUAAAAGGCUCAAAAAUA
Molecule: messenger RNA, 12826 nt
Organism: Equus caballus (horse)
Lineage: Eukaryota; Metazoa; Chordata; Mammalia; Perissodactyla; Equidae
Gene: DNAJC6
Product: DnaJ heat shock protein family (Hsp40) member C6
Biological process (GO): dephosphorylation; clathrin-dependent endocytosis; synaptic vesicle uncoating
Cellular component (GO): postsynaptic density; vesicle; cytoplasm
Molecular function (GO): clathrin binding
Source: RefSeq, a predicted model, not a curated record